Mucor mucedo is the source of this 2868-nucleotide messenger RNA. Its product is annotated as peptidase S8/S53 domain-containing protein. Lineage: Eukaryota; Fungi; Mucoromycota; Mucoromycetes; Mucorales; Mucoraceae. Gene Ontology annotation, cellular component: cell wall; membrane. Gene Ontology annotation, molecular function: serine-type endopeptidase activity. The transcript is spliced from 6 exons. Gene Ontology annotation, biological process: proteolysis. The record is from RefSeq and is a predicted model, not a curated record. Bases 188 to 2830 code for a protein of 880 amino acids.
GUUUUAAUUACUGGAAAGCUAAUUUUAUUUUUUGUCCAAAAAGGGUAAAGCGAAUCAUUUGCAAGCCGUGCCAAAAAGACGUACUCCCCAAUUAAAAAAAAAAUAGUUAAAAUGAAACUCCUUCUCUUUCUUUUCCUUUAACUUUCUUUUUCCCUCCACACGCUCUUUUUUUUUAAAAAAUAAAAAAAUGAGAACAAAUGGCAUUCUUUCGAGUAUUUGCCUUUGUUUCUUAUUGACACAGGUAGAUGCACUUCAGCACUCGAAAUUCAAAUCGAUGGAUACACAACACACAAAUAUCAUUCCAGGUCGAUUUUUAGUAGAAUACACUUCACCAGGAGGCCACGACAAUUCAUUAUCCGAUGCUUUGGACGGAUUUGAAUCGAGUAGUAAGACAGCGUACUUCAACCGUCAGAAACAAACGAAUAUCCGAACAGUAGAUGUAGGUGCGUCCUCGCACGAGAACUUUUUGAGCACUGUGCUGGAUCAUGAACGUACAGUUGCUGUUUACCCGGUCACCUAUGUUUCUCGACCUAACGCGGUCUCGCAUGGUUAUUACAACCAGAUUGAUGCAGAGACGACAGAGCGUAUCCAAGCACACCAAUUGACUCAGAUCAAUCGCUUGCAUGGUGAGCUAGGAUUGACGGGCCAAGGUGUCAAGAUCUGCAUUAUCGACAGUGGUGUGGAUUACAACCAUCCUGCUUUAGGUGGUGGGUUUGGUCCUGGCUAUAAGAUCUCGUUUGGUCAGGAUUUGGUAGGAAAUGAUUUUGAUCCAAUGUCAAAAAGCAAUGUCAUGCCUGCUGAUGGUACUCCUCCUUUGGAUGAUUGUGGCAAAGUGAGUGAAAAAGCAGUUGGUCAUGGUACACAUGUUACUGGUAUUAUUGCUGGUGUGGAUGAGUCUAAAGGGUUUACUGGUGUCGCACCAAAUGCAACCAUUGGAGUUUGGAGAGUAUUUGGUUGUGAAGGUGGUAGUAGUUCGGAUAUCAUCAUGAAGGCGAUGGUACAAGCACAAAAGGCCGGAUGUGAUGUGAUCAACAUGAGUCUGGGAAAUGAUGCACCUUGGUCAGAACAACCUCAUGCAGCUUUUGCUCAAGAACUAUCCAACCAAGGCAUCUCGGUCGUGGUCUCAAAUGGUAAUGACGGUGAAGCGGGUGCUUUUACUGUCACAGAUCCUGCUGGUGCUAGUGAUGUUCUCUCAGUCGCUUCAGUCGACAACCCACACUUUUUAGGGAGUCUGUUCUCUUUAACCAGUGCUAGCAAGAAAAUCGGACCUUACUCGUACCAAGUUGCCCCUGAAGCCAGUGCAGAAAUUCCGGAUGGUAACCUUGUAUUGGGUGGAAGUCCAACUACGUUUCAUGCAUGUGAUAUAGAAAAUAUCCCCAAGGACGUGAAGGGUCAAUUAGCACUUGUAACUCAAGGUCCCUGUACCAUUGUUCAACAAGAGAGUCGUGUUGCGGAGGCAGGUGCGAUCGGUCUCAUCUUUGUCGAUACUUUGGAAGGCGAUCCAGUACGUGCUCCCUAUUUUAACACCACGAUUCCCAUUGCCACAAUAUCCUCCGUGAGUGGACAUCAGCUUAUUUCUGCCUUGAAAAACUCUAAUGAGACCAUGUACAUGCAUUUCGAAAGAAACGCAUUUGUCUUCCAAUCGUCCACUGCCAAUACCGUGUCUUACUUUUCCAGUAUCGGCCCUACCAAUGAGCUCGACAUGAAGCCAUCGUUUGGGGCCAUUGGAAGUAAUGUAUUUUCUACUUUACCUGAUUAUUUAGGCGGUUGGGGAACAAAAUCAGGUACGUCCAUGGCGUCGCCUUAUAUUGCGGGUACCGUUGCCCUAUUAAGAGAGGCAUUUGCCGGUCAGAACAUCUUGGCUUCUGUCCUGCACGAGAAACUUGCCAAUUACGCCAAACCGUUGGAUGCUGCCAAGGAUCAACUAGAGUCCCCUCUUCGUCAAGGAGCUGGUCUCAUUCAAGCUUACGAUGCCAUUAAAGAACCUUUACAUGUCUCUCCAGCCAAAAUUAGUUUCAACGACACUAAAUCCUUAACGGAUGUGUACAAGACGCAUUCACUCAAGGUCUCGAAUACAGGUACAGAAGCUGUGCAGUAUGAGAUCACGAGUAUUUCGUCAGCCUCGAUUUCUCCGUACGGCCACAACAAUUCGCAAUACCGCUUGAUCAGCUCGAGUCACGAAAAGUUUUACAGUCGUGAUGUGAGUGUGCAAGUGGAUAUUCAGCCUAGCCGUGUUCAAUUGAAUCCUGGUGAGUCGCAACAAGUGGUUGUGUCGGUGCAACUUCCCAAAGAGUUUAAUGCCAAAGAGCAAGUGAUGUAUGGUGGCUAUGUUCAGUUUAGACGCGAAAAGGGUGAUGGAGCGCAAGUGCAUGUACCAUAUUUUGGUGUCCUUGGUAGUCUUUAUGAACUUCCUACGUUGGACAGUGGAGCGCUGAAUGUGAAGGAUAAUAAGGGACAUGUGUAUGGACAGAAUGAGACUUUUCAUUUUAGUUUAUCGGAUGAAGCCAGUGCUCCCUCGAUUGGAUUCCGUUUAAGUACGCCAUCACGUCGAUUCACAAUUGAAUUGGUGCAGGAGGAAGGGGAGAAGCAUGUAGGGUAUAUUGUGCCGACUUAUAAUUACGCAGAACGUGAUUUGAGCAGCCAGACGAUGAAGGAAUUGAACCCUUGGUUGGGAGCGUUGGUGGUGGAUGAGAACUUGGAUUCAAAGCCGUUUACGGUCAGUCCAGGUACUUAUCGUAUCAAAUGGUCAGCUCUCAAAAUGUUUGGUGAUUUAGAAAAGUCGCAGGAUUGGGUAGUACAAACAUCAGGACCCAUUGACAUUGCUGCUUAAAAAAAAUUAAACAUAUGAACCAAGUUUGUUUUUCUGUA